GCGCUUUCCCCACCAAAGCCCUGAGAGGCGGAAGAAGCAGAGCUCAGCAUCUGGCUGAUGUUCAAGCGCUCACCCAGCAGGCUUCAGGCAGCUUUGGGUCAUUUUGAGCCCAUUCUGCCUGAAACUGAAUGCCGGGGCAAGGUCGGGUCACCACCUGCGGACCGGGGGCGGGGCGGGCCACACACGCUGAGGGACGUGGAGGCCGGGGGGAGAGCUAGGAGUUAGAAAAAAUGUGACCUUGCGACCCCAAACGCCGCUAGGCUCCCUCUCCUGCGCUCCACCUGCUCGUCAGCGCCCAGCUGCCAGCCGGCCAUGGCCAGCCCUGCGCCCUUAGUGGCUUCCAUCAGCCACCAAAUGGUGGCUCUGCAGACCCUGCAGCUGCUACAGCAGGAGUGGGGCUGGGGCGACGGUCCUAGCGCCCCCGGAAGCCCGCGCGGUCAGGACCACGUGCCCGUCGCCCAAGCUCGUCGCUCAGGCCAGAUGCGGACCCGGCGGGGGCUGGGACGCGGGGGCGCGGGAGCGCGGAGCUCCCCCGAAGCAGGCGGGCUGCGAGGCGCAGAGGGGGGCGCGGAGCUGCUGCCCUUCCCCCGGGACCGCGGGCCCUGCACCUUGGCGCGGAUGGCGAUGCGCAGCGCUCUGGCCCGAGUGGUGGACUCGACCUCGGAGCUGGUCAGCGUGGAGCAGACUCUGCUUGGGCCUCUCCAGCAAGAGCGGCCCUUCCCCAUCCACCUGAAGGACAGUGUUGAGUUUAGAAACAUCUGCAGUCACCUGGCUCUGCAGAUUGAAGGACAGCAGUUCGACAGAGACUUGAAUGCCGCCCACCAGUGCCUGAAGACCAUAGUCAAGAAGUUGAUCCAGUCACUUGCUAAUCUCCCAUCGGAUGCCCAUGUGGUGGCCUGUGCUUCCUUGAGACAGAUCUUACAGAAUCUCCCAGAUGUAUGAGCGUGAGAGACAGCCAGACUGCAGCUGGCCCUGCUGAGAAAACUGGAUCCUUCACCUUCCUAAAGAACUAGCAGUGAUGGGUGUUCAUGUUCCCAAAAGGACUUGAUAGUUCAUGACUACGUCUGCCCAAGAGCGCCUGGAGCCUUCAGCGUUGUAGCAUGCGAGUGCACAUAUUUUUAAAGUUGUAGUGUAUAUUUUUUAAGUGUGUUAACUUACUGCUGAUUUUAUGACUGAAAUAUGUUUCUCUUUGUGGAGCUAAUUGGAUUGUAUAUAUGUAUAUAUUUAUUAACCAUAUUAAGCAUUGGUUUUGACUGAAUGAUAUUUGAAUCUAUAUUUGUAUUAUUGUGGGCUCUCAGGCUUAAUAUAGACUUGUAUAGUAGAAGGA
This is a messenger RNA of Peromyscus eremicus (cactus mouse), 1327 nucleotides long. It is a transcript of the gene Dleu7, whose product is annotated as deleted in lymphocytic leukemia 7. The record is from RefSeq and is a predicted model, not a curated record. NCBI's taxonomy places the organism in Eukaryota, Metazoa, Chordata, Mammalia, Rodentia, Cricetidae. The transcript has 2 exons. Bases 313 to 942 code for a protein of 209 amino acids.